Molecule: messenger RNA, 1738 nt
Organism: Mangifera indica (mango)
Lineage: Eukaryota; Viridiplantae; Streptophyta; Magnoliopsida; Sapindales; Anacardiaceae
Product: VAN3-binding protein
Exons: 8
Coding region: 426-1652 (408 amino acids)
Source: RefSeq, a predicted model, not a curated record
UGUUCGGGACACUCAGUCCGUUGCCUAGAGGGUGUUUUUGGAGUUUACAGGAGCCACAAGGACCCCCCAGUUUCUUACUUUAGACAGAGAGUGUUAAUGGUGACAAAAGAGGACCAAGUCAUGAUAAUCCCGCCGCUCAAAAAACUGGCCUUCAUCUCUUUAUGUAUAAAAGCACAAAAGAAAGAUAAAAAACAAAAGGUUCUCCAUUCUGGUAGUUGAUCAGAACAGAUAUGAUUUCCCUUUAAUGAGGGCCAUUUUUCUGCAGUAUUGAAUACUGUUUCCACCUUUUCCUUGACUAAUUUUUCUCAAUAAACAAAAAUAUAUGCAGCAACUUAGAAUGUUAAAUAUCUGACUCACCAUUUCUUCCUCUUCAUCUUCUUAUUCUUCCAUUGCCUCCUUUCUUAGCAUGAAAAGUUGCAUGCAGCAUGAAAAGCUCAACGCAGAAGCUGGAAAAUAUAGAUGAAAAUGGCCCUGCUAGGUGGCUACCUUCAUCAGGCGCUGCACCCGAAACUCCUACCGAGUCCAUGGAGUUUCUGGCUAGAUCAUGGAGCCUCUCGGCCAUGGAGCUCUCCAAGGCUUUGUCAGGCACAAACAUUGCUAAUUUGAACCCUAUUGAUAAAUCAUCUUCAUCUUCUGUCAGCAUUCAAACACAAGAUGCAGGCUCCACAGCUUUCAGGGAAUCUCCGGUAACUAAUGAAAUUAGUCCUCCGAUUUCUCCAAGAGACAGCGAAGAAAUGAAGGAAUUGUUUUUACUUCAUCAAGCACUCCAUCCGGAACUUAUUUCCAAUCAACAAAUGCUCAAAAAUGGGCUAUACAAGAGCUUAGUGCGUGGGCGAACAGUGGGAAGAUGGUUGAAAGAUCAGAAGGAAAGGAAAAAGCAGGAGAUUCGGGCUCAUAAUGCCCAACUUCACGCAGCUGUAUCUGUGGUAGGGGUUGCUGCCGCCAUUGCAGCAAUUACUGCCUCAGAUACAACCUUACAGGAAAUGGCAACAGGUAACCAGAAGAAAUCUUCCAGAACAUCAGCUGCGGUUGCAUCUGCAGCAGCAUUAGUGGCAUCUCAUUGCAUUGAGAUUGCAGAGGACAUGGGGGCUGAUCAUGAGCAAAUCUUAACAGUUGUCAACUCUGCAAUUAACGCAAGGACUAAUGGCGAUAUCAUGACCCUAACAGCUGGAGCAGCUACAGCCUUACGAGGAGCUUCCAUCUUAAGGGCAAGGCUGCAGAAGGGGAAUGGGAUGACACCCUUUGGUCUAGCUGAUGAAAAGCGGCAAGAAAGCAAGGAAUCUAACAUCCCAACGGCACUUAAAUUUGUAUCUAGUGGGGAGGAAAUUCUCAAACGUACAAGGAAAGGAGAUUUACACUGGAAGCAAGUUUCUUUCAACAUUAAUACAAAUCUGCAGGUGGUAGCUAAAAUGAAAAGCAAGCACAUGGCAGGAACAUUCACAAAAAAGAAGAAAUGUGUAGUCUCUGAAGUCUACUGUGACAUUCCAAGAUGGUCCGGAAGGGAGAGGGAAGACAGCAGCGGGCAGAGAGAAUAUUUUGGGAUAAAAACAGCUGACAGGAUAAUAGAAUUUGAAUGCAGAAAUAAAGGUGACAAACAGAUGUGGAUUGAUGGUAUCCAGUAUAUGCUGAAUAUCUGUGCCAACAUAAGAUAAUUCUAAGAUGAAAGUUUACAUUUGGAUUGAUGGAACAUUAAAGUUUCAAUUCCGCAAAGCAGAUAACUUGAAUAUGUGUUUCAUUC